CGGAGCUUAUAAGAGCAAAACCACCUUAAGAACUAAGAAAAGGAAGACGUAAAGACGUAAAACAAUCCAAAAAAGCAAGUAAUCCCUGAUUCCCUGUAAAGGAAAUAUAUUUUCCAAAUUCCUCAACUUCUGGUUCGGAACAGAAUUCAAAGCAAUUGUGGAUGCGGUUAGUGUUAUCAAAGUCGAUCGGUUUAGAUAAUCGAAGCAUCGAACGAAACAAAGAGAAAUUAUCUCAAUUUGUCACCUAACAUAGAAACCCUUUCGUAUCAACCCUUCUCCUCCUCUUUCUCAUGCUCCGACGACAACCCCUGCUCCUGAUCAUUUCUCCGGUGGAAGGAUGACGGGUCCUGGCAGAAACCACCGUCGUGGACGUGGUCGGUGGGUACCCCUUGGUUCCGGUGUAGAUGAUGGAUUUCAGCCUAGUCAAGAACCUGGGUGUGGAUCUAAUUUUAAAGAUGAUGGUGUUCAAGAUUCCAAUUUUAGAGUUCCUAACAACCAACUAGAUAAGGCUUCUGUCGGUGCUGAUAGGUAUUGUCAUCACAGAAGUUCUCAACAUUGGAAACCCUUGCCAAAGAGGGAAGGAAAUAGCAGUUCAAAGUGUACUGAGUCAGCAACUAUGGUUGCUUCUUCUUACCACCAGGAUGCGCAUAUACUGCCUUCUUGUUUGGUUGGUAAGGAAAGUUCACCAGACAGAGCAGAGGGCAGUAACUCAAGACAGCCAAUUAACUCAUCGGUGCAUUCUGUCGAUGACAAGGAGUCGCAUGCUCAUUCUGGUAGCACUAUCAGAUCUUUCCAAAAAGCUCAUCGCAGUCGAAACCAAUCAAACUCACCUCAUUUAGAUUCUGCCAACCUGCAAGAUAGGAUUUGUGUUAGCAAGGAUAUACCUUCCACUGCUGGGAAAACCGAUCAUGUGAUGAUAACCUCUGAGAAUUUAGCAGACCACCUCAGCGCAGAACAUUCAGAGAAGUUACCCUUGGGAUGUAGAUCUAAUGUUAAAGAUGAUGGUGUUCAAGAUUCCAGUUGUAGAGUUCCUGACAACCAACUAGAUAAUGCUCCUGUUGGUGCUGGCAGUGAUGGUAGAUAUUCUCAUCACCGGAGUUCUCAACAUGAGAAAUCCUUGUCAAAGAGGGAAGCAAAUAGCAGCUCAAAGUGUACUCAGUCAGAAGCUGUGGUUGAUUCAUUGUACCAGCAGGAUGUGCAUAAUCUUCCGCCUUGUUCGUUUGUUAAGGAAAGAUCACCAAAUAUCGAAAUAGCUCAGAAGGACUAUAUUUUUGCAAACAGACCAGAAGGCAAUAGCUCAAGACAGCCAAAUAACUCAUUGGUGCAUUCUGUCAAUGACAAUGAGUGCCUUGUUCAGUCUGAUAGCAGGCACAGUUCUUUCCAAAAAGCUCAGCUCAGUGAACACCAAUCAAACUCACCUAAUUUAGCUUCUUCCAACCUGCGAGAUAGGCUUUGUAUUGGCCAGGAUAUACCUUCCGCUGCUGGAAAAACUGAUCAAAUGAUGAUAUCCUCUAAGAAGGCAGCAGACCACCUUCAAACAGAACAUUUGGAGUGUUUACCAUUCGAUCCUUUCGAUAUCUGCCAAAGAAAAACUGGAUCCCUGUUUGCACUAAAACCUUCUUUACUUGCACAAAACAGAGAGAAAAGGAGGGAGCUAGAGUACUUUGAGAGAAGUGAAAAACUUAUCUUGAGGCAAGGAAUGGUGCUUUUAAAGAAAUACAUCAGUCAUACGAAUCAGAUCAAAAUUAUAAAGGAAUGUCGUGAACUUGGCCUUGGCCCUGGAGGGUUCUAUCAACCUGGUUACCGAGAUGGUGCCAAACUACAUUUGCAGAUGAUGUGCCUUGGUAAGGAUUGGGACCCAGAAUUCAGAUCAUAUGGAGAAAGACGGAAAAUCGAUGGAGCAUGUCCACCCUGUAUCCCUGUUGAAUUCAAGAAGUUGGUUGAAGAUGCAAUUCAAGAUUCAAAUGACUUCAUAAAGGGAAAAUUGAAACUUGGCAAUGUGGAGGAGGUGCUUCCUGUGAUGUCACCAGACAUCUGCAUUGUCAAUUUCUACACGCACAGUGGGAGACUUGGUCUUCAUCAGGAUAGAGAUGAAAGUCAAGAGAGUCUAAAUAGUGGGUUACCUGUUGUCUCAUUCUCCAUUGGAGACUCAGCAGAGUUUUUAUAUGGAGAGAACAGCGACACUGAAAUGGCAGAGAAAGUUAUUCUGGAGUCUGGUGAUGUGCUAAUAUUCGGCGGCAAUUCUAGGCUUGUGUAUCAUGGGGUGAGAUGUAUUAUGCCAAACUCAGCUCCAAGUUUUCUGGUUGAAGAAGCAAAUCUUCGUCCUGGACGUAUAAAUCUUACAUUUAGAAAGUCAUAGCUGCUUCCUCCACCUGAUAUUUGGAUUGAUUGAACUGUUUCUUGUUGAAGUUUCAAUUUUAUAAUAGCUUAUCAAAAGUGUGUAAUUCUGUUUGGAUGUAAAUGGACAUGAGGUAGCUUGUUAAAAUGCCAUGGUAAUCAUAGCUUGUCAAAAAUUUUCUGUUAACUGAGUUACAUGAACCUCAGGGAUAGAGUUGACUUAAGUAUCAUUGAGAAGGAGGAUUUGAUGUUUUCUGGGAACA
Molecule: messenger RNA, 2600 nt
Organism: Macadamia integrifolia
Lineage: Eukaryota; Viridiplantae; Streptophyta; Magnoliopsida; Proteales; Proteaceae
Exons: 5
Coding region: 338-2359 (673 amino acids)
Biological process (GO): oxidative RNA demethylation
Cellular component (GO): nucleus; cytoplasm
Molecular function (GO): ferrous iron binding; oxidative RNA demethylase activity; broad specificity oxidative DNA demethylase activity
Source: RefSeq, a predicted model, not a curated record